This is a messenger RNA of Centruroides sculpturatus (bark scorpion), 1297 nucleotides long. RefSeq names its product serine/arginine-rich splicing factor 4-like. Gene Ontology annotation, biological process: mRNA splice site recognition; alternative mRNA splicing, via spliceosome. The record is from RefSeq and is a predicted model, not a curated record. Bases 165 to 1082 code for a protein of 305 amino acids. Lineage: Eukaryota; Metazoa; Arthropoda; Arachnida; Scorpiones; Buthidae. Gene Ontology annotation, cellular component: nucleus; cytoplasm; ribonucleoprotein complex. The transcript has 8 exons. Gene Ontology annotation, molecular function: mRNA binding.
UUAGAAUACGGGUGAGAAAUUUCCGGUUCGAGAUUAAAACCAGGCAGUAUUCGUGAAUUUAGAAAAUAGUCCCCGUUUCUGUGUUUGGUGGGAACAGCGUAAUAGAUAUUUUUCUGAUAUAGAUUAUUUUGAAAAAAGUGAAAGUAAUAAAAAGAGAUUUAAAAAUGGGAACAAGAGUGUAUGUUGGUCGCCUUAGUUAUGAUGUACGUGAGAGAGAUUUGGAAAAAUUUUUUAAAGGCUAUGGUCGCAUUAGAGAGAUACUGAUGAAAAAUGGAUUUGGAUUUGUUGAAUUUGAUGAUUAUAGAGAUGCAGAUGAUGCAGUUUAUGAAUUAAAUGGAAAAGAAUUGCUUGGAGAAAGAGUGUCUGUUGAGCAUGCACGGGGUCCACUUCGCGGAAGUGAUCUCUGGGGCUAUAGAAAUCGAAACUGGAGGACACCUCCGCGGAGGCGGGCAGGAAAAGAGAAAUAUGGACCUCCAACCAGGACUGAAUAUCGACUUAUUGUAGAGAAUUUGAGUAGUCGUGUUAGCUGGCAGGAUUUAAAAGAUUUUAUGAGACAAGCCGGAGAAGUAACAUAUGCCGAUGCUCAUAAACAGCGAAGAAAUGAAGGAGUUGUUGAAUUUGCUUCAUAUGGUGAUAUGAAAACUGCAAUAGAAAAGCUUGACAAUACUGAAUUGAAUGGAAGAAGAAUUAGAUUAGUUGAAGACAGACCAAGGCAUAGAAGCAGGUCACGUUCAAGAUCCAGAUCAAAAUCCAGAAGUCGUUCACAAUCAAGAAGCAGGAGUGGAAGCAGAAGUCGGAGCAAGAGUAGAAGUAAGUCUCGUUCAAGAUCUCCAUCCGCUUCAAGAUCCAGAUCAAAAUCUAGAUCCAAGUCUAGAUCAAAAUCGCCAUCCAAAUCACGUUCCCGUUCAAGAUCUAAGACUCCUGAAAAUCAAAGUAAAUCUAGAUCAAAGAGUAGAAGUCCAAGCAGAGAAAAAUCUAAAUCGAAGAGUAAAUCUCCUUCAAAUUCUCCUGCAAAUUCACCUUCAAAAUCGCCCGUUCCCGAAGAAAAAUCUGUCGAAGAAGAAAUGGACGACAAGGACUGAAGUGAUCUUUGUGUACCGAGAAUUCAUUUCUACAUCAUAGAUUAGUGGUGUAUCUGCUCAUAGCAGGUAUAUAAAAUUCAGUUAAUCCUGCAAAUGACAAAUAUUAGUCAUACUGGUCCAUGAUCUUGUAUUUUGAAAAAUGAAAAAUUUAUUCAGUGUGAAAUGAUAUUCAUCAAAUGCUGUAAAUGUUCAAUUAAAUACAUUUUAUAAUAAUA